CUGACUUCAGCUAAUUCAGCCCUUAAGCAAAGAUAUCCAGAUACUGUGUUUUCAGAGGUGAUGGAAACGGCUUAGGAUAAACAAGAACUCUUGUUUGUUCCCUCACUGAGAAAAAGGUUACAGGUAGUGUUCAGGCUUUCUUUGGCACUGGGGUGUGCUUAAGGCAGAAUAAGGUGUGUUUCACGAGUUGUGCUGCUCACUGGAAAACAGAUUUAGGUCAGUCUGCAAUGUUAAAUUUAACAUAAACCAAAUGAAAUCAAUAGCAGAGAUGGUAUUCUUGAGACACGAUGUUGAGAAAAGCUGUACACUUCCUCCUUUUCAUCUCAAAAGAUUACAUUUGAAACAGCCCCUCAGUUGGGCAACUGCAGAUCAAGGUCUGCCACAGCCCCAGUGAGCUGCAACACCCAGGUCCCAGCUAAACAUACUAACCACUGAUUUAUAGGUAGUCUCUACACCCUCCUGCUCCAUGGUGCUUUUGGGAUGGUGAGUUAACCAGAUCAUCUUUUCCAUCACAAGGAUUUCCCCACUUCUGAAAUACCGCCAAAUCAGCACUCAAACACGCUCUGCAAUACGUGCUGCCAGCUCAUGACACUCACAGCUGCUUCCCUGAAGUGCUCACUUUGUUUUGACUUCCUUUUAUCGGCGCAGGUUUCUGCCAGUGAGCCAGUCUGCUGCUGGAGACGGAGCAGCCACGGCGGCAGGAGGCAGAAGCAAGGCAGUCCAAGCAGAGCCCCAAGAUGUGGUGCCUCCUCGUGCUGCUGUGCUCCCAAGGAAUUGCCUUUCCAGCAGGAUUCACAGCAGCCUCCACUCCAGCUGUUGACACAAGCCGCUGCAAGAAGAGUCGCAACCCCGAGUGCUUCAUGAAUGUUAGUGAAAUUAUCAGGUAUCAUGGAUUCCCCAGCGAGGAAUAUGAAGUUACAACAGAGGAUGGAUACAUUCUCGCUGUUUACAGAAUUCCUGCUGGGAGGAAUGACCGCAGUACAGGGCCAAGGCCUACAGUAUUCCUACAACAUGCUUUUCUAGGAGAUGCUACUCACUGGAUUUCCAACCUGCCCAACAACAGCUUGGGCUUCGUGCUCGCUGAUGCUGGCUAUGAUGUCUGGCUGGGAAACAGCCGAGGGAACACCUGGUCUUUAAAACACAAGACUCUUAAGCCCUGCCAAAAGGAGUUCUGGCAGUACAGCUUCGAUGAGAUUGGUAAAUACGAUAUUCCAGCAGAGCUGAACUUCAUCAUGAAUAAAACUGGACAGAAGCAUAUUUACUAUAUUGGUCACUCUGAAGGGUCAACUGCAGGCUUCAUAGCAUUUUAUACACACCCUGAGCUGGCUAAACGGGUGAAAGUGUUCUUUGCUCUGGGCCCAGUAACUACAUGCUCACAUGCUACAAGCCCUCUGGUUAAGUUAAUAAAGGUUCCUGAACCACUGCUCAAGCUAGUACUUGGCUGCAAAGGAGCUGCACACCAGAUUGGAUUUCUGAAAGGACCUGUGACACAGCUCUGUACAAGCCUGGAUAAGUUUUGUGCCCAUGUUCUCUGUUACAUAGCUGGAGGCAGUGUAAAAAAUAUCAACACAAGUCGAGUGGAUAUGUACGUAGGACAUUCCCCAGCUGGAACAUCAGUACAGAACAUAUUUCAUUGGCGACAGCUAGCAUUUACAGAGCAGUUUCAAGCUUAUGACUAUGGCUCUAAGGAAAACAUGAAGAAAUACAACCAGACUGCUCCUCCUGUGUACAAGAUAGAGGAGAUAAAGAUACCAACUGCUGUUUGGAGUGGGGGACAGGACACAUUUGCAGACCCAAAAGACAUGGCAAGGCUACUUCCUCGGAUUACUAAUCUCGUCUACCACGAGAAUGUUCCUGCAUGGGGACACCUUGAUUUCAUCUGGGGCCUUGAUGCAACUGAGAAAAUGUAUCUGAAAAUCAUUGAAUUAAUGAAGAAAUAUUUUUGAAACCAUGAGCAGAGUGUUGAUUGUAAAAACCUCCAAAAUUUCUAUUUGGCAAUAAGAGUGGUAUCUGGGGAAGAGAUUAAGACACAGGCACACAUAAUGGAUACUUCUAUUGGUAUUUAUUUGUUUUUAUUUAUUUCUUACUUUUCUCAUAAUUUGAGUGUUACCGUGGUGUUAUUGUGACUGCUGUCUUCCUGAGAAGUCUGAGGUAUAUAAGAAUGAAAGCUGAAAACUUGAAUAUAUUUGAGUCAUUCUCAUGCCCAAUUUUUGUCUUCCUAUGAAGACCCAAAAUAUGAUUUCAUCUUUGCUCUGUUGAAAUGAAAAGUUUUGUUUAAAUUAAAUUAUUGAUCCCCUUGA
Molecule: messenger RNA, 2300 nt
Organism: Ficedula albicollis (Collared flycatcher)
Lineage: Eukaryota; Metazoa; Chordata; Aves; Passeriformes; Muscicapidae
Product: lysosomal acid lipase/cholesteryl ester hydrolase-like
Exons: 10
Coding region: 738-1946 (402 amino acids)
Biological process (GO): lipid metabolic process
Molecular function (GO): hydrolase activity, acting on ester bonds
Source: RefSeq, a predicted model, not a curated record